UUUAUAUUAGUAGACAGCGUUUGCACUUGGUAGUAGUUAGCGAGUAAAAGUUUCUUUUACAGAGGAACAACCAAAAUGGUUCGAGGUCCAAAGAAGCACCUCAAGCGGCUCAAUGCCCCUAAACAUUGGAUGUUGGACAAGCUCAGUGGAAACUUUGCACCACGUCCAUCACCUGGUCCUCACAAACUGCGAGAAUGUUUGCCAUUAAUUGUUUUCCUCCGAAACAGAUUAAAGUAUGCUCUAAAUUAUACAGAGGUUACUAAGAUUAUGAAGCAGAGACUUAUCAAAGUUGAUGGCAAAGUCAGAACUGAUGUAUGCUAUCCGGCAGGAUUCAUGGAUGUGGUCACCAUUGACAGAACUGGAGAAUUUUUUCGCCUCCUGUAUGAUGUUAAGGGGCGAUUUGUUUGUCACAAAGUCAGUGCAGAAGAAUCUGCUUACAAACUUGGCAAAGUAAAACGUGUCGGCCAUGGAAAGAAGUCGGUUCCUUACAUUGUCACUCAUGAUUCUCGAACCAUCCGAUAUCCAGAUCCAUCAAUAAAGGUUAACGAUACUGUUGUUAUUGACAUUAAGACCGGUAAGGUCACAGACUUCAUUAAAUUUGACACUGGCAAUACUGUCAUGGUUAUUGGUGGACGUAACACAGGUCGUGUUGGAAUCAUUACUCACAGAGAAAGACAUGCUAGCUCGUAUGACAUUGUUCAUAUCAAAGAUGCAGCUGGUAACCAAUUUGCCACUCGUCUUUCCAACAUUUUCUUAGUUGGCAAGGGAAACAAAGCUAUGGUCACUCUACCGAAAGGAAAAGGGGUCAGACUUACCAUCUCUGAAGAAAGGGACCGAAGACUCGCUCACAAAUAAGUUUGUAAAAUCACCUGUGAAUGAAAAAAAUACUAGAAAUACA
Molecule: messenger RNA, 898 nt
Organism: Hydractinia symbiolongicarpus
Lineage: Eukaryota; Metazoa; Cnidaria; Hydrozoa; Anthoathecata; Hydractiniidae
Product: 40S ribosomal protein S4-like
Exons: 6
Coding region: 76-855 (259 amino acids)
Biological process (GO): translation
Cellular component (GO): cytosolic small ribosomal subunit; ribosome
Molecular function (GO): structural constituent of ribosome; RNA binding
Source: RefSeq, a predicted model, not a curated record